Molecule: messenger RNA, 802 nt
Organism: Nomascus leucogenys (northern white-cheeked gibbon)
Lineage: Eukaryota; Metazoa; Chordata; Mammalia; Primates; Hylobatidae
Source: RefSeq, a predicted model, not a curated record
AGGGGUGAGAAGCAUAAAUGUGCGUGUGUUUCUGCAGAGGAGGGGGCAUGGGCCCCUGCCGGGCUGCACAGGGGAGGGUGGGGUGGGACUUUUCCAGAGAGGGAGCCAGGCCUGGCCCGGGCCCCGGGAGCUCACGUCACCCCCACCCCUCACUUCUCCAGGGAACUGCCAAAGCCAAACCCAUCGGACGGGAUUAUGUGUACUGGGUAGACGCGUGGAGAGGGGCGGCGAGAAGAGAUCUCGGUGGCAGAGAGAAGCAGAGGCAGAGAGGGCAUGGAGAGGGGUCGGCAUCAGAGAAGGGGCAGGCAGUGACCAUCACCCCGUUUCUUCUUCCCUCAGCUGGAGACAGAGUCAGGCAGAGCCUGAAGACUUGGGUGGAACAUGGGCCCUUCUCUGGAGACCCUGGCCUCCCCCGUUCAGUCAGGGCGGAGUUGCUGACCUCAGUGGCUGGCCCAGCCAGGGGAAGGAGUGGCCAUCGGCAACCCCCUCCCCAACCCCAAGCCCUGAGGCGCCCGCUCUGGCUCAGCCACUCUGAUGCCUCCCUCAAAUUCCGAACCCUAGGUCUCAGGGAGGGCAGUGGGGCUGAGGGUCUGCCCCCAGGCACAUUCCUACCCUUCUCUUGGUCAUUUUCCGCCCCAGAGCUGGCCCACCUCAGCAAUGGGAGGGCUCCCUGGAUUCCUCUCCCGAGUGCCUUUCAGAUCCAACAGAAACAGAUUUUUUUUUUCCUGGAAAGCAGAACUAAGAGUGGGAUGAGGAGCAGGGGUGGGAAGGACUCAAAGUGAGAAGAAGGGGGCAAAGAGAG